Molecule: messenger RNA, 3288 nt
Organism: Gigantopelta aegis
Lineage: Eukaryota; Metazoa; Mollusca; Gastropoda; Neomphalida; Peltospiridae
Product: piRNA biogenesis protein EXD1-like
Exons: 6
Coding region: 144-653 (169 amino acids)
Biological process (GO): nucleobase-containing compound metabolic process
Molecular function (GO): nucleic acid binding; 3'-5' exonuclease activity
Source: RefSeq, a predicted model, not a curated record
UGAAAAUUUAAUGCUGUAGUCAUUACAAAUAGACGUGUUGUCGGUUUCAUAAAUUAAACGCAGUAUAUGGGAGCAACGGAUAUUACUAUCCUAAAACGUAAAACAAACAACAAUCGGUAUUAGACAAUUAACGAUUACGCGAGAUGACGUCAUCCUACACUAUAAUAGACCGAGUGGACAGGGCAAGAACUGCCGUCCAGGAACUGAUGAAAGAAGACUACGUGUCAGUUGACGCUGACGGGGUUAGCAUGUCGAAGACAGGACCUCUAACUGUACUACAAGUGGGCAAAAAGGACGGUCACGUCUUUCUCUUUGAUGUUCUGACAUGUCCUCAAAUAUUUAAAGAUGGUGGAUUACAGGACUUGUUAGAGGGCGUACAAGUUCUGAAGGUGAUGCACGCAUCGUCCAACGACAGCACUUCACUGAAAUGUCAGUUUGACAUCUUACUACAGAACGUCUUUGAUACGCAGGUUGCAGAUCGGUUGAUAGAAGAGAACCAAGGGAGACAACUCCCACCCAAAGCAAAGUUACUUGACGUUUGUGAGAAAUAUGGCGUCGAUGUAUCUUCAAUGAAGAAGAAAGGUGACAUUGAGAUAAAUGGACGAAAACCGAUGGGGAGUACUGGGAACACCGUCUGUUUACAGAAGAGAUGACAGACUACGCAACAACAGACGUCAGAGUCCUCAUUCCGGAGUUGUACGAAGAAAUGAAACGACGUAUUGAGCUGAAGGGUUUAACAUCACUCCUGAAAGAACGAACUGAAGAUGAUCUGAGAUACCGAUGGGACGAUAAGGUGCAUGACAUCCAGGAAGCCAGACGGAUUGAAGUCAGUACCGCGAUUCUACACCAGAUGGAAACCGAAUACAAACAACCUUUGGACCUAAGUGACAUGGAAAACGAAGACCACAAAGCGGUUAUUAAACGAAUGGGGAUGUCAGAAGCGAAAGAGUACAACCGGAUUAUCCAGGACAUGAAAAGUAAUCAGAUAAAGCACGACAUAGAAGCUCUAAAGGCGGAAGUGGCCGAAAAGGGCGUCUCGUAUGUCCCUAUAAAUGCAGAUUUGCGCAUCUUGAGAGACGGAACAGAACAUGUUGACAGUCGGGUCCACAAAAUCUGCGAAACAGUACUUGGGAAAAUUGACGCCAUUCUGCAAAAAGAUAUGGCAAUAAAGUACAACCUCCAAACGCCACCGAAGCAUAUAUCAGAACUGGAAAAACGAUUCCUGCGUAGAUUGAGACCAAAGGGAGAACACGACAGCACCUUUUCACCCGUCAUUCUCAGGCUGUUUUGGCUUUGUGCAGAAGAACGUUUGGACGAGCGAAUAAAGAAGUUUCACGAAAACCCGUCCGCUGUGGAGAUAAACAGCGGAGAGCACGGGAAGUACAAGUUUUACUUGAGCAGUCCUAAUGUCCCCAGGCGUCUAAAACAGAAAGCAACUAGCUUCCUUCAUGAAUUGGAACGAGCAGGUAAAGUUCAGAGGCCUCAACCCAGAAGACGCCAACGAUAUCAUAAUUCUGGUUAUGGCUAUUAUUAACCCUUCACAGACUGGAAUCCAGAGACGCCAAUGAUAUGAUUAUGUUUAUUAUUAACCCUUCACAGACCGCAACCCAGAGACGCCAAUGAUAUGAUUAUGGUUAAUAUUAACCCUUCACAGACCGCAACCCAGAGACGCUAUGAUUAUGGUUAUUAUUAACUCUUCACAGACCGCAACCCAGAGACGCCAAUGAUAUGAUUAUGGUUAAUAUUAACCCUUCACAGACCGCAACCCAGAGACGCUAUGAUUAUGGUUAUUAUUAACUCUUCACAGACCGGAACCCAGAGACGCCAAUGAUAUGAUUAUGGUUAUUAUUAACCCUUCACAGACCGCAACCCAGAGACGCCAAUGAUAUGAUUAUGGUUAUUAUUAACCCUUCACAGACCGCAACCCAGAGACGCCAAUGGUAUGAUUAUGGUUAUUAUUAACCCUUCACAGACCCUUCACAGACCGCAACCCAGAGACGUCAAUGAUAUGAUCAUAGUUAUGAUUAACCCUUCACAGAUCGCAACCCAGAGACGCCAAUGCUAUGAUUAUGGUUAUUAUUAACCCUUCACAGACCGCAACCCAGAGACGUCAAUGAUAUGAUUAUGGUUAUUAUUAACCCUUCACAGACCGCAACCCAGAGACGCCAAUGGUAUGAUUAUGGUUAUUAUUAACCCUUCACAGACUGGAACCCAGAGACGUCAAUGAUAUGAUCAUAGUUAUGAUUAACCCUUCACAGAUCGCAACCCAGAGACGCCAAUGAUAUGAUUAUGGUUAUUAUUAACCCUUCACAGACCGCAACCCAGAGACGCCAAUGAUAUGAUUAUGGUUAUUAUUAACCCUUCACAGACCGCAACCCAGAGACGCCAAUGAUAUGAUUAUGGUUAUUAUUAACCCUUCACAGACCGCAACCCAGAGACGCCAAUGAUAUGAUUAUGUUUAUUAUUAACCCUUCACAGACCGCAACCCAGAGACGCCAAUGAUAUGAUUAUGGUUAUUAUUAACCCUUCACAGACCGCAACCCAGAGACGCCAAUGAUAUGAUUAUGGUUAUUAUUAACCCUUCACAGACCGCAACCCAGAGACGUCAAUGGUAUGAUUAUGGUUAUUAUUAACCCUUCACAGACUGGAACCCAGAGACGUCAAUGAUAUGAUCAUAGUUAUGAUUAACCCUUCACAGAUCGCAACCCAGAGACGCCAAUGCUAUGAUUAUGGUUAUUGUUAACCCUUCACAGACCGCAACCCAGAGACGUCAAUGAUAUGAUUAUGGUUAUUAUUGACCCUUCACAGACCGGAACCCAGAGACAACAAUGGUAUGAUUAUGAUUAACCCUUCACAGACCGGAACCCAGAGACGCCAAUGAUAUUAUUAUGGUUAUUAUUAACCCUUCACAGACUGGAACCCAGAGACGCCAAUGAUAUUAUUAUGGUUAUUAUUAACCCUUCACAGACCGGAACCCAGAGACGCCAAUGAUAUUAUUAUGGUUAUUAUUAACCCUUCACAGACUGGAACCCAGAGACGCCAAUGAUAUGAUUAUGGUUAUGAUUAACCCUUCACAGACCGGAACCCAGAGACGCCAAUGAUAUUAUUAUGGUUAUUAUUAACCCUUCACAGACCGCAACCCAGAGACGCGAACUAUAUCAUAAUCAUGAUUAUGGUUAUUAUUAACCCUUUUUUAUCGUUUGCUAAUAGACUUUAUUCAUGAAAGUGAUUUAUAUUGUAUAUUAUAUUCAACUUUGUUUUAAUGCAAUUAAAUAUACUCAACAAAUU